Molecule: messenger RNA, 1218 nt
Organism: Lactuca saligna
Lineage: Eukaryota; Viridiplantae; Streptophyta; Magnoliopsida; Asterales; Asteraceae
Source: the annotation of a GenBank genome assembly
AUGUCAAGAGAUGAAAGAUGUUUCAGGCUGUGGUUGAAUAGCCUUGGGAUUUCUUCUUAUGUCAACAAUCUGUUUGAGGAUGUCAGAAAUGGAUGGACGCUUCUGGAAGCUGUAGAUAAAGUUUCUGUGGGGUCCGUUAACUGGAAACAUGCAACUAAACCUCCUAUUAAGAUGCCGUUCAGGAAAGUUGAGAAUUGCAAUCAGGGAAUAAGAAACUCAUACUUGCUGAUGAGGUUUAACAUGCUUCAGCUUUUGAAGAACUUGAGAUCCCACUCUAAUGGGAUUGGGAAGGAGAUGACCGAUUCUGAUAUUUUGAAAUGGGCAAAUAGAAAAGUCAAAAGCACCGCAAGACUUUCUCAAAUGGAUAGCUUUAAGGAUAAGAGCCUUUCAAAUGGAAUAUUCUUCCUUGAGCUUCUGAGUGCAGUGGAGCCGAGGGUGGUCAACUGGAACCUCGUGACCAAGGGCGCAAGUGAUAAGGAGAAGAAGUUGAAUGCAACUUACAUAAUCAGUGUGGCAAGAAAGCUGGGGUGUUCACUGUUCUUGUUGCCUGAAGAUAUAAUGGAGGUGAAUCAGAAGAUGAUACUUAUGUUAACAGCAAGCAUUAUGUAUUGGAGCCUUCAGCAAUCUACAGAUGACUCAGAAUCAUCUCCUUCUCCUUCUCCUUCUCCUUCUCCUUCUCCUUCAUCGGUUUCAGCAACUCCAGAAGCUUCACCAGCACCUUCUGUCAAUGGUGAUGAAGACAACUCCAUCUCCAUCACUGCCACUGCUGCUGAAAUCUUCAACUUAUCCAUUGAUGAUCCAGCUUCUGAUACCACAGUCUCUUCUACUCAAGAAAACAACAAUGAUGCUGGUUUACAGUGAUUAAUACCAUACUUUUUUUUUUUUUAUUAUCAUUAUUAUUUGUAAGUAAAAGAAAAAGGGAAAGGGGGCAAGAGACAGAAAGAGAGAGUAUACAUAAAUUGGAUAAAAGAAAGGGAACUAUAGGUAGAGAACAUAUGAAUGCAUACUGGAGAUGGAGAGAGAUAGAUAUGUUGAUGUUUUUUUUUCUUGCUCUGAUAAAAGUUUUUUGAUAUUGUUUUGUUUUAUUGAAAUAAGUUGUACAUUCCCUUCUUUCUGAUGUAUAAGUUAUGAUUCACGUUCCAUUUUUUAUUUGUUUAGAUCGAUCCAUAUUCAUAUAAUGAGACACAUAUAAAGAGACAAUCACAUGUGUUGAUCUAU